AUGGCCAUUGAAGACACACAGCCGAAAAGAGCAGAAGAAGAUGUCGAGGAAGACGACGAUGAUGACGAGCCUGACGAGUGGGAUCAAAGAAUUAAUAAGACAGGUUGUGCUGAUGAAAAUUUGAAGUUACAACUGUGUCAUGCUGACACUGGAGAUUGGAGACAAUGCACAAAAGAAAAAAUCCAUCUUCACGAAGAAACCACAGAUCAACCCAAACAAAGUCAAUCUUUAAUCUCAAUUGUUUCAAAAAUGUCUACCGAAGAACGCCCAAGAGUCUUCUUUGAUAUCUCAAUUGGCGGUGAGCCAAAAGGAAGAGCAGUCUUCGAACUAUUCACUGAUAUCGUUCCUAAAACUGCUGAAAACUUUCGUGCACUAGCAACUGGUGAAAAAGGUGUUGGUAAUGCAGGUGUUCCAUUAUCUUUCAAAGGCUCUAAAUUCCACCGUGUUAUCAAAGACUUCAUGAUCCAAGGUGGUGAUUUCACAGCUGGUAAUGGUACAGGUGGUGAAUCAAUCUAUGGUGAGAAAUUUGAAGACGAAAACUUUACUGUGCUACAUGAAAAACCUUUCCUACUAUCCAUGGCUAAUGCUGGUCCAAACACAAAUGGUUCACAAUUCUUUGUCACAACUGUUCCAACUCCACAUUUAAACGGUAAACAUGUUGUCUUUGGUAGAUUACUAAGUGGUAAAUCAGUCAUUAGAGCGGUUGAAAGAACAGCAACAGAUCAAGGUGAUAAGCCAUUAAAAGAUGUUGAAAUUGUCGAUUGUGGUGAAUUACCAAGUGACUAUGUUAUUGAACCAAGUGUGCCAAAAGAUGAUGGUACCGGUGAUAUUUAUGAAGAAGUUCUGGCUGAUAAUGACAAUGUGGAUGUUAAUGAUCCUGAAAGUGUCUUCAAGGCUAUAAAUGAAUUGAAAGAUAUUGGUACUAAAUUGUUUAAAGAGAAAGACUUGACAAAAGCAUUCCAGAAAUACUCAAAGGCUGCUAGUUAUCUAGAAGAAUAUUUCCCAGAUGAUUUGAGUGAAGAAAAUUUGGAUCAAUUAAACAAAUUGAAAGUUUCUGUUAAUUUAAAUGUUGCCCUAGUUGGGUUAAAGAUUAACAAAUUUGAUGAAACUGUUAAAGCUGCCACAACUGUCCUUGAGCAAGACAAAGUUGAUGAUAAAUCUAAAGCUAAAGCACUCUAUCGUCGUGGUUCAGCAUACUUGAGUCUUAAGAAUGAGGAAAAAGCUCUCAAAGAUUUGAACGAAGCUUUGAAAUUAUCACCAUCUGAUGGUGCCAUUAUCAAAGCCAUCAACGAUGUCAAGAAAAUAGAACAAGACCGUAUUGCUAGGGAGAAAAAAGCCUUCAGCAAAAUGUUUAAAUAGAGUAAUAAAGCACAAUAAACAAUAAUUAGAAAGCUUUAAAGUGGUUAUCCUUUUCUUAGUUCAAGAUGCUUUAAAAUUGUAAACAAAAACUCAAAUCUAAUCUCCGUGCGUAAAGUUGAGACCGCGAGUAAAAACAGGUCCGAAGUGUUCGUUGUUGUGGAAAAGUUGAAAAAAUACUGAAAAAUCAAAUCCAAACGGGGGCAAAACAAAUAGUCUUAAAUCAAAACAAAGGACAAACAAACAACAUCAAAUUUAUCAAAAGCUGUUAUAAUUUUUUGCAUCAAAGAUAGAGUCAUUUGAGAGGAGUAUUUUCAUAUAUUUGUUUUAUUGACUUGGGUUAUUUUUGAGUAGAAAUUAUUGGUUCAAAUUUGAGUGAUAAUCGUCAAACAAUCAAAUUAUCUGCACUCAUUCAAUUGCUGUUGCUGAUUUUAUUAUCCUAUUUUCAAUAGAAGUGAAAAAAGACCGGUUUUUAUAGCCCCUUACUUUUCACCAGUUAG
Messenger RNA from Hansenula anomala, 1856 nucleotides. RefSeq lists its product as uncharacterized. Gene Ontology annotation, biological process: protein peptidyl-prolyl isomerization; protein folding. The record is from RefSeq and is a predicted model, not a curated record. The transcript has 5 exons. Bases 1 to 1359 code for a protein of 452 amino acids. Gene Ontology annotation, cellular component: intracellular membrane-bounded organelle. Gene Ontology annotation, molecular function: protein binding; peptidyl-prolyl cis-trans isomerase activity. NCBI's taxonomy places the organism in Eukaryota, Fungi, Ascomycota, Saccharomycetes, Phaffomycetales, Wickerhamomycetaceae.